Messenger RNA from Hypoxylon fragiforme, 1158 nucleotides. RefSeq names its product putative ubiquitin carboxyl-terminal hydrolase. Bases 350 to 1069 code for a protein of 239 amino acids. The transcript has 3 exons. Gene Ontology annotation, biological process: ubiquitin-dependent protein catabolic process; protein deubiquitination. The record is from RefSeq and is a predicted model, not a curated record. Lineage: Eukaryota; Fungi; Ascomycota; Sordariomycetes; Xylariales; Hypoxylaceae. Gene Ontology annotation, cellular component: cytoplasm. Gene Ontology annotation, molecular function: cysteine-type deubiquitinase activity.
AGCAUUGGAGUUAUCUACCUAGGUACCUACCUACAUAUGAUUCUACAAGAGUUUGAAUAUCAAACAGCUUAGGUUGAUGUCCAGUUGCAACGUUGACAUCAAUUAACGAAUGACAUAAACAAGACCCCCACGUAAUAGGCACGUGGUAAUGUAAUGUUGGGGAUAAGCAACUAGUAUGCAAGGCACCUUAUGACGUUGUCUUGGUUGCCUGCCAUGUUUGACUCUUCCCCCCAAUCAUAUCAAUUAUCUCCGUUACAUAGUAGGUAUAUGUUUCUCACUGCGAAAGCCAAACCUUCCAAUAUACUCUGCUUAGGUACCACAUAGAAGUACUCAGAACCAAUUUGCCAUCAUGGAGCGAAAAUCAUGGAUGGUGCUAGAGAACAACCCUGAAGUGAUGAAUCGUUUAGCGGCAAAGUUAGGAUUGUCAUCUGACUUAUCCUUCUACGAUGUCUGGUCUCUCGAUGAACCCGAGCUGUUGGCCCACAUUCCUCGUCCUGCCCUUGCCCUGCUCGUCAUCCUGCCUCGCACCCCAGCUUGGGAAAAGGACCGCAAUACAGAGGACGCCGAAAAGGGUGAGUAUGAAGGCUACGGACCCGAGGAGCCUAUAAUAUGGUUCCAGCAGACAAUCGGUAAUGCAUGCGGGUCCAUCGGGUUCCUACAUUGUGCUAUCAAUGGGCCGACCGCUCAAUUCAUUCAGUCGGGUUCAGAUUUGGACAAGCUUCGCCGUGACGCAAUCCCUCUAAAGAUGAAGGAGCGAGCUGAUAUGCUGUACAACAGCGUUCCUUUCGAGGAAGCUCACAAAUCAUGCGAACAAUUGGGAGAUACCCCACCAAGCAACGAGGACCAUAUGGGCCAGCAUUUUGUUGCAUUCGUCAAAGUGAAUGGUCGGCUUUGGGAGCUGGAGGGGUCAAGGAAAGGCCCGUUGGACCGGGGUGCGCUGGAGGACAACGAGGACGUGUUGAGCCCAAAAGCGCUUGAUCUGGGCUUCAAGAGGGUUAUUCGACUUGAACAGGAGGCUGGUGGCAAAGAUCUACGAUUUAGCUGCAUCGCUCUGUCCCACAAGGCAUGAUUUGCGCCGGAGCUAGAAGCCAGAGGCUUCAUAUUCCCCACGAGUACCAGGUACCAGCGUGUUUCACAAGUGUAGGUGGGCUGGCAUGU